GACGUUUUGCAUAAUGAAUGUAAUAAAAUAAUGUCUUCAAAAUAUUCACUUGAAAAAAGUUUCAAAGUACAAAAUUACAACGUUAAAAUUAUUAAAAGUUAACAAAAGCGAAAUCAAAAAUCUAUAAAACUUUUCAAUGGAUUACUUGGGAGAAAGUAUUGCCUUAGGAGUAGAUUCCAUCAUUUUAGCUGUCUGUAUAAGACAGUACUACAAAAAGAAAAAUGCCAUGGCUUUGAUACAAGGUGCUCCCUAUUUAGAAAUAAAUAAAGACCUUAAAGAAAUUGUAGAAACUCAUCCAGACCAUAAGUUAUCUUAUGUAGCAAUUAGGGGUACAGUUAAACCGCUAGGCAAUCCCAUAGUAAGUAAUGCGAAGCCUACAGUCACUGGUGUAGUGCAGGUAUUAAAGAUUAAGGAGCAUGUUAUUCAGAGAAGUACAGCAGGGUUUUGGGCAGAUUCUGAAAGAGUGAUUCAAGAGGUUCACAAUGUUAUGCCUUUCGCUUUGGAAACUAGAGGCAUCCAAAUUGAAGUUUGUGAUCCACUCGGUGCUGAGGUUUUAGAUAUGGAUGUGAUUUCUGAUAAUUUUCACCCAACAGUGCCUAGCGUUAUUGAUCAUAUCUGGAGCUUUUUUGCUGGAAUACGUCAAAGGGGGAUACAAUCAACAGAAAAAAUGCUCCGAACUGGUAGUGUAAUAACAGGAAUUGGAGAACUAGUUUCUGAAAAAGAUGGCAAUCUAAAACUGCAACCACCUACGGAAGGUGAACCAUUUUAUCUAACGAAUAUGGGAAUUCUUUCGUUAUUAAAAAAACUUAAUAGCUCUAAAUCAAACUAUAGAAUUAUGUGUAUUGUGUUUGGUUCAAUCGGUAUAGUCAUAUCGGGUUUUAUAGUUAAAAAAUACUUAAGGAUAAAAUCAGAAAAGGAAAGUGAAGAACAGCAAAGAUCACAAUUAGAAUUGUCCCGGAAAGAAAGGAGAAGAAAAAUUAGGGAUGAAGAUUUAAAUGAGAAUCAAAUUUGUGUAGUUUGUAAGGAGAACCCCAAAGAAAUUAUCCUAUUACCUUGUGGUCAUGUAUGUUUAUGUGAAGAUUGUGCAUUAGGAAUUAAUGAAUUCUGUCCAAUUUGUCGAUCCCACAUCGAGAGAAAGAAUGUUGCUUAUGUUGCAUAAAUAUUAAGUGACCAUUACUGUUUUAUUGUACAUAUAAAAAUUGGUUUUAUUAGGUUUGUUGUUGUAUUUAUAUAAAAUAAAAUUAAAAAUUUAAGUGUAAA
Diabrotica virgifera virgifera (western corn rootworm) is the source of this 1260-nucleotide messenger RNA. RefSeq names its product mitochondrial E3 ubiquitin protein ligase 1 (gene Mul1). Gene Ontology annotation, biological process: organelle organization; protein ubiquitination. The transcript is spliced from 4 exons. Gene Ontology annotation, molecular function: ubiquitin-protein transferase activity. Bases 137 to 1159 code for a protein of 340 amino acids. Lineage: Eukaryota; Metazoa; Arthropoda; Insecta; Coleoptera; Chrysomelidae. The record is from RefSeq and is a predicted model, not a curated record.